AAUAGAUAAACUGGACUUCAUCAAAAUUAAAAACUUUUGUUCUUCGAAAAACAUCAUUAAGAAAAUAAAAAGGCAGGGGGAAGGGGCAGCAGGCACCAUGUUGGGCCAUGAAGGUGGCAAGAAGAAGUCCUUGAAGCAGCCCAAGAAGCAAGCCAAGGAGAUGGGCAAGGAAGAUAAGGCACUCAAGCAGAAAAAGGAGGAGGAGCAGAAGAAACUCGAGGAGCUAAAAGGGAAGGCUGCGGGGAAAGGCCCCCUGGCCACAGGUGGAAUUAAGAAAUCUGGCAAAAAGUAAGCU
Balaenoptera ricei (Rice's whale) is the source of this 295-nucleotide messenger RNA. RefSeq names its product translation machinery-associated protein 7-like. Lineage: Eukaryota; Metazoa; Chordata; Mammalia; Artiodactyla; Balaenopteridae. The record is from RefSeq and is a predicted model, not a curated record. The coding region runs from base 98 to 292 and encodes 64 amino acids. The transcript has a single exon.